AUGCGCCAGCCUCAUGACCUCGAGCCGACAAGACGGGGGAGCCAUCAGUUGUGUCCCGUGCCAGUGGCAGGGUUUACCCUCUAUAAUAACUGCCCCUUGACGAUGAAGUGCGGAUGUACUAGCGCCCCCACAUCCCCAAGAGCAGGUGCACGGCGCCCUUUUCAAAGCUCAGAAACGCAAACUAAAAUUGCACACCUCCGCUCUCGGCAGACAGGAUCCCUCCCGGAUCAGACCCAGGCAAGCAUCCCUGAUGGAAGAACCUCGCCACCUGGAUCCCCGAUUCAGAACACAGCUGCUAAAGGGAAUCCCUCAGGAAGGCCUCCAUUUUUCUGUGCUGAUUGUGGGAAGAGUUGCACGUGUUUAGCGAAGCUUAAAAUCCACCAGCGCAGUCACACAGGAGAGAAGCCUCAUCCCUGCUCUGAAUGUGGGAAGAGAUUCACAGAGUUAGGUAAUCUUAAAGUCCACCAGCGCAUUCACACCGGAGAAAAACCUUACCAGUGCACAGAGUGCGGGAGGUGUUUCACAAAGUUCGGAAAUCUUCAAUCACACCUGCGCAUUCACACAGGAGAGAAACCUUAUCAGUGCACGGAGUGUGGGAGGAGUUUCACAAUGUUACAAAACCUUAAAAGACACCAGCGCUUUCACACGGGAGAGAAGCCUUACCACUGCACCGAGUGUGGGAGGAGUUCCAGUAAUUUAUCAGACUUUAAAAAACACAUGCGCAUUCACACAGGGGAGAAGCCUUAUCGCUGUGCGGAGUGUGGAAAGAGUUACACAUAUUUGAGUUCCUUGAAAACCCACCAGCAGACUCACAAAAAGAGAAAUCUUCUCAAUGCAGUGAAUGCUUGAAGAGUUUCACGUGUCAGACCUUAACCCUUUGCGGUCCUGUGUCGGACCAGGUCCGACAUUACAAUUUUCCCUUUCCAAUCUGACGUCAUCAAAA
Messenger RNA from Polyodon spathula (Mississippi paddlefish), 943 nucleotides. RefSeq names its product zinc finger protein 239-like. The transcript is spliced from 4 exons. Lineage: Eukaryota; Metazoa; Chordata; Actinopteri; Acipenseriformes; Polyodontidae. The record is from RefSeq and is a predicted model, not a curated record. The coding region runs from base 1 to 849 and encodes 282 amino acids.